Opisthorchis viverrini is the source of this 741-nucleotide messenger RNA. RefSeq lists its product as hypothetical. The record is from RefSeq and is a predicted model, not a curated record. The transcript has 5 exons. Lineage: Eukaryota; Metazoa; Platyhelminthes; Trematoda; Opisthorchiida; Opisthorchiidae. The annotation marks the transcript as partial.
AUGGAUUGGAAGCAUCAAAUAUACGUCACCGGAAUAUUUUUGGUGCUCCAGUUUCAUUCCACAUUAGCGGGGACUAUUCUGCAUGGUCCACUUAAUCCCUAUGUUGCAGAAUGCUUGCAAGACUGCUGUGAAGACCUGGAGAUUGUGGAAUUCGGAGCAUGUGGCAGUUCUGUCCAACUGACUCCAGAGGCUGGUACUUGGACUUCAUUGCGAAUUCGUUUCGAGCGAAUACAUGAGGCAUAUGACAUGGCGAGAAGAAGUCUCAAUAUGACGGAAAACACGAUGGUGGUUGCCCUUUUGCUAUCAGAAUAUAAGAAUAUCCAAUGGCUGCUACUCUUCCGAUCGUUGGAGUAUCUAAUUACUGGUCAACCAAUUGUUGGGGCGCACGUUGUACUCCCUCUUUGGCACGAACGUCGCCGUAGUCAACGGAGGCUCACUGAUAACAAAUGGGUUCUCUAUAUUUUGCUGGUCACAGACUAUUCCGACCUGCCUUUGGACUGCGGUGAUCCUCCAACCAAGUUUGACUUGAACUGGAUUACGCCGGAUAAAGCAGUGAUAUUGGCUAGCGCAAAAUGGCUGUUGAUCUGUUCGCCGAGCUUGGCAAUUGAUUUACAAACGUUUCGUCUUCAUACGAAGAGACAUCAUCAGUUGGGCGGUUCAUCUCCUUUGAAAGAAUUGUUAUUCCCGUUCUACUGUUUCGUCCCUUUUGAAUGGUUAACAUCAGAUUACUUCCUCAGCAAG